Molecule: messenger RNA, 1782 nt
Organism: Cylindrotheca closterium
Lineage: Eukaryota; Bacillariophyta; Bacillariophyceae; Bacillariales; Bacillariaceae
Source: the annotation of a GenBank genome assembly
AUGAUGGACGAUGAAGAAAUGCCAGAUCGGCCACCCACGUUUGAUUCCAUGUUUAUCAAUAGUAUAGAUGCUCUUCAAGGAAGGCAAAUCGAUCAAAAAAUGAAUCAAUUUCCCGAAUGGAAUGUCAAGCCACCAUUGUUUACAGCCUUCCGACCAAAGAGACAGCGAUUCUGGCAGGAACCGAUAGACGAAGAUGCCAUGCACUAUGAGGAACCCACAUUGUUAAAAGGAAUGAUUCGAAAGGGGAUUCCUCCACCACUCCGCUGUGCUGUUUGGAUGUCCAAUGUGAUUCAAUCCUGCAAUACACAUCAACCAUUGAAAUAUGCUCACGAAUAUAGAACCCUGGCCAAAGUGCGAGCAUUGGAUUCGGCGUAUGACUCGUUGUACAGCAAUACACUCAAAAAAGAGGAUGUGAAACCAAUGCUGUUUGGGAAUACAACUUCUGUAUCAGAAGAUUCUGUAAAAGAAUACAAAGGUGCUCCAGCAUUGUGGAGGUGUCUCUUUGCGUUGCAUUCUGUGUUGGGCGUGGUGGAAUAUGCACCCAUGGUUCCAGCCUUGACCCAAGUACUAUUGAGUCACAUGGGUGAAUCCUAUGCCUUUUGUUGCAUUCGAGAAAUGGCGCAUCAUAGCACAUGGUAUUGGCCAACAUCCAAAUCAGAACACGCCGCAUACAAACGAGCAUUUCUGGAUAUAUUGCAAAAGUUGCACCCAUCCACAUAUAAAACCAUGACGGGCCAUGGUAUCUCGGAUGACUUUGCCGAGGCUAUAUUUGCCGAUUUUUUUCAGACCAUAUUGCCAGAAGAGAGUGUUCUAAGAAUUAUGGAUGUAUACACGUUGGAAGGAAUGAAGGUAUUAUUUCGAGCUGGAGUUGCCUUUGCGGUGCUGUUUCAUCGGCUGUGGAAAGAGGGAGCCUGCUACAAAUCAGUCGAUUGCUGGAAGACACUUCUCGAAUUUGGGAGGAAAGUGAAUAUUGGGGUUUUGAUCACAAAAGCGUAUGGAGUACACGGGAAAGGAGUGCGCAAGAGAUUUCGCUUUCCACGGCGACCGAUACUGCAGCGAAUAAUCAAACUAGAAGAAGACCGAUACUGGAGGGAAAAUGAAAAUGCAGUCAUUGAAGCACCAAACGUCAAUCCUUUGGGACUAGUGGUACCUCCUAAUGAUGAAGACCACGCGCAACCAGAACUUUCACAAUCUAGAGCUGUGCGCUGCAGGCUGGCAGAAUGGUUACCAUUGUCACUGCGGUAUACAAAACUCGAUCUUAUUUUCUCGACCAACCAUCAUGGAAGAACGUUGGAGAAUUUCUAUCGAGAAUCCAAAAAAGCAAAACAUACCAUUAUGUUGAUUGAACCGCUUGAUGCGCCAAAUACAAUUAUCGGAUGUUAUGCAUCCCAAGCGUGGCACCCAUCGACCAAGGUCUAUGGUGAUGGCGGUUGCUUCAUGUUCCGAAUUGUUACUGACGAAAGCAAAAGUAAAGAAAACUCGAAAUGCUGGAAAUGGCAGUAUCCAGAAUCAUCCAAGUCAUUUGACGACGAUGAAGUCUCUAUCAGCAGUACGACUGCUAUUCUGGAACAAUAUCAAGUCGGCACGAGAGAGUACAUCAGCAUGGGAGGCAAUGCAAAAGGAGGUGCUGGUCUGAGAUUGAAUGAAGAUCUGACAAAGGGUGAAUCCAACAAGGCGGCAGGUUUCGAAAAUGAACCCUUGUCAGGAGAGGACAUGUUUGAAGUUGGUUUGGUAGAAGUCUAUCAAUUCGUUCGCGAAAUGGAUGGAGUGCCUAUUCAUUAA